This is a messenger RNA of Erinaceus europaeus (western European hedgehog), 1969 nucleotides long. It is a transcript of the gene BECN1, whose product is annotated as beclin 1. Gene Ontology annotation, biological process: autophagosome assembly; autophagy; cellular response to nitrogen starvation. Lineage: Eukaryota; Metazoa; Chordata; Mammalia; Eulipotyphla; Erinaceidae. The record is from RefSeq and is a predicted model, not a curated record. The coding region runs from base 37 to 1383 and encodes 448 amino acids. The transcript is spliced from 11 exons. Gene Ontology annotation, cellular component: phosphatidylinositol 3-kinase complex, class III, type I; phagophore assembly site; phosphatidylinositol 3-kinase complex, class III, type II.
UAUUUUCCCUAACGUCAUCUCUCCACUGCCUCAGGGAUGGAGGGCUCUAAAACUUCCAGCAGCACCAUGCAGGUGAGCUUUGUCUGCCAGCGCUGCAGCCAGCCCCUGAAACUGGACACAAGCUUCAAGAUCCUGGACCGUGUCACCAUCCAGGAGCUUACAGCUCCAUUACUUGCCACAGCCCAGGUGAAACCAGGAGAGACUCAGGAGGAAGAUGCUAACUCAGGAGAGGAGCCAUUCAUUGAAACUCGCCAGGAUGGUGUCUCUCGCAGAUUCAUCCCCCCGGCCAGGAUGAUGUCUACAGAAAGUGCCAACAGCUUCACUCUGAUUGGGGAGGCAUCUGAUGGUGGUACCAUGGAGAACCUCAGCCGAAGACUGAAGGUGACUGGGGAUCUUUUUGACAUCAUGUCAGGCCAGACAGAUGUGGAUCACCCACUUUGUGAAGAAUGCACAGAUACUCUGUUAGACCAGCUGGACACUCAGCUCAAUGUCACUGAAAAUGAGUGUCAGAACUACAAACGCUGUUUGGAGAUCUUAGAGCAAAUGAAUGAGGAUGAUAAUGAACAGCUACAAAAGGAGCUAACAGAACUGGCCUUAGAGGAGGAGAGGCUGAUCCAGGAGCUGGAAGAUGUGGAAAAGAACCGCAAAGUAGUGGCAGAAAAUCUGGAGAAAGUUCAGGCUGAGACUGAAAGACUGGAUCAGGAGGAGGCUCAGUAUCAGAGGGAAUACAGUGAAUUUAAACGACAACAGCUGGAACUGGAUGAUGAGCUGAAGAGUGUAGAAAAUCAAAUGCGUUAUGCACAGGUGCAGUUGGACAAGCUGAAGAAAACCAACGUCUUUAAUGCGACCUUCCACAUCUGGCACAGUGGACAGUUUGGCACAAUCAAUAACUUCAGACUGGGUCGCCUACCUAGUGUUCCUGUGGAAUGGAAUGAAAUUAAUGCUGCUUGGGGCCAGACUGUGUUGCUGCUCCAUGCUCUGGCUAAUAAAAUGGGUCUGAAAUUUCAGAGGUAUCGACUUGUUCCCUAUGGAAACCAUUCAUAUCUGGAGUCUCUGACAGACAAAUCUAAGGAGCUGCCCUUAUACUGUUCUGGAGGCUUGCGGUUUUUCUGGGACAACAAGUUUGACCAUGCAAUGGUGGCUUUCCUGGACUGUGUGCAGCAGUUCAAAGAAGAGGUUGAGAAAGGCGAGACACGUUUUUGUCUUCCUUAUAGGAUGGAUGUGGAGAAAGGCAAGAUUGAAGAUACAGGAGGCAGUGGCGGCUCCUAUUCUAUCAAAACCCAGUUUAACUCUGAGGAACAGUGGACAAAAGCUCUCAAGUUCAUGCUUACAAAUCUUAAGUGGGGUCUUGCUUGGGUAUCCUCACAGUUUUAUAAUAAAUGACUUUCUUUUUCCCUUAGGGGGACUUUUGCCUUGAAGGCUUUAAAUUUUAUUUGUAAAAUAAAGUUUUAAAUUAAAUUCGGGUACUAUUAAACUAUGUAAACAUGUUUACAAUACCAAAAAAAAAAGGCCACUUUAUUUUAAAACACACGUCAGUUUCAAGAACUACAUGUUAUGCCAGUCCUUUGUCAGUUUUGACUUAACCUCAUGUCUUCUUCUCCCUCUCUCCCAUCAAAACAACUAAUUUAAGUUUGCUUUUUUUUUUUAACUGAGUUUGAAUUGAGAUUGAUGUGUUUUCACUGGAUUUUAUCUCAACUUUCUGCACUUAAAAUAUGAAAUAGAAACUUUUGUUUCCCCUGAGAUGUCAAGAUGUAUGAGGCACAGUUGGAUAACAUGAGAAGAUGACAACCUUUGCCCGGUCAUCAUGUGCUGUGAUCAGAAGCUUGGAAUUUAAGACUUCUCACUCAGCUCUAAUACUGAAUGCCUACUGUGCUCUGUUAAAGAUAUGAAAUGGUGUUUGAUACUGUGUGAGACAUUAUGGAGAGAUUUAAUUAUUUGUAAUAAAAUAUUUGCUCCAGUCUGAUGCCUA